UUCCUCUCCCCCGUUCUCUGCGUCAAAGGCUUCGUUUCCCCGCUUUGAACAACGUUGGAAUUGCUACAGGAGAUCAGGUAAUUGUGUCGUCUAGCACGUUGGAGUAACAAGUCUGUGCUGGUUGCCGUUCACCUACACUGACUGCACUGCUUCACCGUCACCGCGCUCAGCUGGCCUUGCUGCUACGCCUUUUCCCUCCCCCGUCCGCUGGCAGCAACUCCCCAACCUUCGUUCCGUUCUGCAUUCUUCCUCCCUCUCUAUCUUAGUUACUUGUAGCUUGGGGUCGACAAGAGGAUCGUAGGAAAUAGCAAUCAUGGUUACCACCGCUACUCAGGCGCCGUCUCGCCGCUUCCCAUCUAUGAUCGAGAUGGCCUCUCAAGCACCGUCUCGCCGUUUCCCUUCUAUGAUCGAGAUGGCCGAGACUGCCUCAAUUCGCUCCGUUGCACCUUCUUACAUCUCCGAGGUGCCUUCCUACCAUUCGGAUCGGUACUCGUAUGCCGAUCCAUACAACCUUCCGGCGGAGCCUGCACCGCCUUACUCACCGCCAGCUGCAGGAUGGGAUAUGGCUGGCCGGCUCGGUGUCCUCUCCUCUCUAGUUCCCGCAACACUUCCCGAUCCGCCGGAAGAGCCCCGCCGCGAACGUAGUCGCACCCGUACCCGUGCCGGGGCCGGAACCUCGUCCUCCGGCAGUACUUCUCGGGGUACCUCGAGAACCGCCAGUAGAACUAGCGGUAGCAGAACCACUUCCGACAGCACUACUGCAACUACCACCAGCACAACACGACACCGAAACCGCCUCGGUAACCAUUCGGCCGCCAAUGACAGUUCGAGCACCAUUGCCAGGCUCGGAAACAACCAGAAUCGGAGCACCACCAACAUGAGGACUAGCGCGGCCGCCAGCUCCACCUCCCUCCCCACCACCACCACCACCAACGCCGGUUCCCGUCCCGUCGCCGGCACCCGGACCCGGGCCCAGACCACCCCAGACACCCCCUCCCGAUCCACCAACUCCAGCUCUCCUCCUCCCAGGGUCGGUCUUCCCCCGGUACCCUCCGGCCCGCCGUCGCGGACCGACUUCCCGGUGCUUGGCGACUUCCGCAUCCCUUCCCUCUCAUCCAUGUCCUCCAACCCCAACCUCCGCCAAUACCAAAACGUUGCGCAAAGGCGCGCAGCAGCCAACGCCUCCACCACGAACUUGGACGGUCUCAGACGGGCUCUCGAUCGCAUCGAGGAGGAGCGUAAUAACCCCAACCCGAGCAACAACGCGGCCCGCCCGCGACCUCUCGAGGAUCCGUACCUGGUAGGCGAGGAGGCGGCGGCCAAGGCGCGGCGGGAGAGGCUGGCGAGGGAGAAUGGCGAUAUCCUGAUUCAGGAGAACCAUCGGUGGGAUCUGUUUCUGAACCUCAUGAGAGAACAAGAAGAGCGCCAACCGGGCUGGCGCCGGUUCCGCAAAAACAUGGAGACGCGCACCAGCAAGCUGCCUUUCCGGCUCGGCAUGCGGGCGCGAUAGCGUCGGGCUGUAUGCCGCUUGUGUCGCGGCGAGAAGCAGCAGCAGCAGCAGCAGCAGCUUCAGAGACAGCAAGGCUGAAGAGUGUUGUUCAUCGAUCAGCCAUCAUGAUGAGACGGGUUUCGUACUUUUCGUUUCUCUUUCUCUUUCUUUUUUUUUUUCGAUUUCCUUUUCCUUUUCCCCUAUCGUCUUUUUUCCUCACCUCGCUGGACGACACGACGCAUCAUCCAACGGCGUUUUGCGAUUUGGGUUUUAUGCUUUUCACUUUUCCUUCUCUCCUUCCAUUUUAGUUUCUUGCCCUUUCUGUUUCUUCUUUUUUUCUCCUCUUCCUUCUUCUGUCGAAUCAAAAAAAGGGGUAUGGUAUGAUAAAAGCAUGCCCAAGCUUGGGUUGUCGCGACGGGAUCGGUUGCAGUAGCAUUCUUUUCCCCAACUUCGUUUUCCUCUUCGUUUUCCUUGUCUUCAUUUCAUUUUUCCUUUUCCUUUCUCACUUCUGCAUGGGCACGGUUUCUGACCUCUCGCUUGAUCUCUUGGUCAACAGAUGCACGCUUCUGUCUGGUUGCUGUGUGACAUUGUCCGUCCCAUUUUUUGCACUGCAUGAUGGCGUUGUUUUUUUUGCUACCGUGGUGCUUUGCCGAUGAUGUGACAUGUUGUCUGGGACGGAGGUUGUUGGAAAGAUUCAUUCUGGCAAUGGACUUGAAUUUGAUGACUGAUAUGAGCAAUGUCGAUGUUUUUUUUUUUUUUUUUCUUUUCUUUUUCUGAAGGCAUGGGAGGAAAGUUAUGGUG
This is a messenger RNA of Neurospora crassa OR74A, 2290 nucleotides long. RefSeq lists its product as hypothetical. The coding region runs from base 314 to 1510 and encodes 398 amino acids. The transcript has 3 exons. NCBI's taxonomy places the organism in Eukaryota, Fungi, Ascomycota, Sordariomycetes, Sordariales, Sordariaceae. The record is from RefSeq and is a predicted model, not a curated record.